Messenger RNA from Sinocyclocheilus rhinocerous, 1385 nucleotides. RefSeq names its product claudin-11-like. The coding region runs from base 181 to 828 and encodes 215 amino acids. NCBI's taxonomy places the organism in Eukaryota, Metazoa, Chordata, Actinopteri, Cypriniformes, Cyprinidae. Gene Ontology annotation, cellular component: membrane; bicellular tight junction. Gene Ontology annotation, molecular function: structural molecule activity. The record is from RefSeq and is a predicted model, not a curated record. The transcript has 3 exons.
GCUUGGAAUACUGCGCACCAUAAGGAUCUACAACUCAUCAUGAUUUUUACGCAAUGGAUUAACAUAUCUGGAUAUUACCACCUAUAAAUUCCGCCAAGUAGCCUGUAUUAUCUGAUUAUCAACAACUUCAAAGAUAACUUUUUCAACUUAUUGGACACAUUUUUGGGCACAUUGUACACCAUGGCAAAUACUUGCUUACAGUUCACGGGUUUUGUGAUGAGUUUUCUUGGUUGGAUCGGCCUUAUCAUCGCCACUGCCACUAAUGAAUGGGUGGUCACUUGUAAAUACAACAUGAACACAUGUAAGAAGAUGGAUGAACUGGAGGCCAAAGGUUUAUGGGCAGACUGUGUGAUCUCAACUGCGCUGUAUCACUGCAUCACACUCACGCAGAUUCUCGAGCUACCAGCGUACAUCCAGACGUCUCGAGCGCUAAUGGUCACAGCAUCGAUUCUCGGAUUGCCUGCUGUCGCGCUCGUGCUCAUGUCUAUGUCCUGUAUUAACCUCGGAAGUGAACCAGAAAGCGCCAAGAACAAACGAUCAGUGCUCGGAGGAACCAUAAUCCUGCUGACUGCUUUUUGCGGCAUCGUCUCCACCGUGUGGUUUCCCAUCGGGGCCCAUCACGAGAGGGGCUUGAUGUCCUUUGGCUUCUCCCUGUAUUCGGGCUGGGUGGGCACUGCACUUUGUUUGCUGGGAGGCUGUAUGAUCACCUGCUGUUCAGUGGACACCCCUGCUACAUACACUGACAACAAUCGAUUCUACUACUCCAAACAGGGCCCCGCUCAUUCCGGCCCCGCCUCCACUAACCACGCCAAAAGUGCUCACGUGUGAACUUCGGGAUUACUGAUCAGAUCUGAUUUCUACUCUGUUUUUGCUCUCUCUCUCUCUCUCUCUCUCUCUCUCUCUUUCCACUGUUUUUUGUUUCAACAAUGUCUCUAUCUACAGUGGUGACUUUGGAUAGUUAUUUUCCAGCUGAACUCUGACCUUUUGACACGGAGCGGGGUAUGUCACCCAGAUGUUACAUAACAAGGGACAGUCACUGGUGAAGGACCUCCAAUGAAGGAUUCAGUGUUUAAAAGGUCUUCUACUGAUUCUGCUCAGUACAAUGUUCCAUUUUAAGUCCUAUUUUUGUAGUGAAAAAAUAAUUUUUGCAUUUUUAUAUGAAUACUAACAGUAGUGCCAUUGUUGUUUCUAUUCUAAAUCUUUCAGUUUAUUUCAGUCUGUUUGUACAGCUAUAUUUUCAUUUUGUUUAAUUUCAGACCAUUUCACGAUAGCCACCCAAACAAAACUACCAAAAUUGGACCAAAGCAGUAAUUACUUAGCAAUAUUAUUUAUUGUAAUACUUUGUAUGCAGUUUUUGUUAUGUUGUAAUAAACAAUGUUGUCCAU